This is a messenger RNA of Ostrinia nubilalis (European corn borer), 753 nucleotides long. Its product is annotated as THAP domain-containing protein 5-like. The transcript is spliced from 5 exons. NCBI's taxonomy places the organism in Eukaryota, Metazoa, Arthropoda, Insecta, Lepidoptera, Crambidae. The coding region runs from base 20 to 691 and encodes 223 amino acids. The record is from RefSeq and is a predicted model, not a curated record.
UUUUAGGCUUCUACUGAUAAUGGAGAGUAGAAACAACAAGAAGUGCGUUAUUUGUAAUAAGAGGCGAAGUCGUGGUGGAUCACCCUUACUUUUGAGUAGGUUUCCUCUGGAUUCUGACCGUUGUCGAAUGUGGGUUAAAAAUGCUGGCAUAGAAGACUUAGCAUAUGUACCUAUUGAAAAGUUACACCAACUGAAGUUUGUUUGUGGUGGGCACUUCACUCCUGAAUCCUUCAAUGCCAAAGGAACUCGGCUGAAGAACUCAGCUAUUCCAACACUGGAAUUGAGCAAUCCCAUCUUGCCAGAUGAAGUUUUGACAGAGUUUCCUCUUCAUGUAAAAGACUCCAAUAAAGAAAACCUCAAGACAGUUCUUUAUGAUCAUUCAUAUUGCAUUCCAAAGAAGUCAAAUCCAGUUGAACGAGUUCCCCUUACAACUACAACCAAACAACUAAAUUCAACAUGUUUGGGAGCUGUGGAUAUACCAGAUUCUGGUAUUUCUGCGAAAACAACUUUUGAACCUCUUCCUUCUACUUCCAAUGCACCAGAACAUAUGACCUAUAAACCCAUUACUCAUGAUGAUAAAAACAUUUGCCAUCAAGAUGCACAGGCAGAAAUAUUAGUCCACAGUUAUAAAAGACCUAAGAAAAACAUUGAAAUGAAAGGUAAGAUAAAACAUCCUAAUUUAAAAAACUAAGUAAAAUUGCUGAUUAAUUAACCAAUAUUCAAUUCAAUUUGCUUUAAUGUUGUUUUUUUUAC